AUGAAAAAUACGAAAAAUAAAGGCUCCGAGAAAGCCAAAAAAUCGGUAAGUGGAUGGAUAAUAUAAGCGGCUUUUUGUUAAUCAUAUUCUCCGCUUUGAUGUUAAUUGUUUUAUUUUAGAGUUUGAAGAACCUAAGUGAUAAAGAGCUUAAUAAACGACUUGAGGAUUCUCUGGUGAGUCAUUUUAGGUAUAAUGUCAGUUGACUUUGCAAUGGAAUGAUUCAUUAAGUUUUAGUGAUUCUUAUGUAAUGCCUUUACAUCUGUCUUGUGUUUUUUAAGCAGUACAUGUUAUAUAAAUGCUACGUUGUUAAUUAAAAAAUUUUAGAAAAACCGAAAUGUUCAGAAUACUGUGGUACUGGCGUCGAUGGACAGGAAGAAGAAGGAAGAGUUUCUACUCAAUCUUCUGAACAGCGACGUUUCUGGGAAUAUCCGAGAGGUAUGUUAAGAUGCUUUUUUAAAUUUAUUUGUUUAGGAGAUUGAUGCUUCGAUAGAAUGCCUGGUUAAUAUUACAAACGAAAAGUACGGUGAUAAGACGGCUAAGGAGUUGGUCACAUUGAGAGUCAAGUUGGGAAGCGAAAGUGUCCAAUGGAUCAAGUUGUUCUGCGAUGCAGGUGGCCAUGCUUGUCUUCUCAAUGUCAUUAGUUGGUGCACACAAACACUAGAACGACUUCAGAAGGGUACUGUCAGCAAAGAUUACUACAGUAUUAUUCUGGCUGCUGUUCCGGAAGCCGUGAAAUGCUUGCGGGUGUUGAUGAAUAAUCCUGUAAGUUUUGAAUAGUUUUUUUUUAAAAAUGAGUAGGAUUUUAUCGUUUUAGCGCUUAUGUGCAUAAGGAUGUUUAGUUUAUAUUAUUUUUGUUUUUAUAUCUAGAAUGUUACUUUUUUCAGCAAGGUUUACAAAGAUGUUUUGACGAUGGCUUGUCGCUGUUCAAGAAACUGAUUGAUCUGUUGUUCGUCACUAAUGAUAUUGAUGAUAAGGCUUUGGAAAGUGCUAAAGAAAUUAUAUGGACGUUUUUGAAUGUUGCUUUUGUGUUACAUAAAGCCUACAAUUUGAAGGGGUAAGGUAAAACUAUUUCUUGAUUGUUGAUAUUAAAUUCUAUUUCUGUACUCUACCUUAUAAUCUUUAGGACUGCUUUGAUUAUUCGAGCAUUACAUGACUUUGAGAACGAGAGGAAGAUCAACAGGUUUAUCCCGAUAGUCCAGUCGUUUCAAAAUGCUGGAUCGAACAUGACGGUAAUGUUUUACUCACUAGUUUACGUUGCUUUUAGUUGAAAACGUUUCAAUUCAUCAAUCACAUACUCGGUGUACCCAAAGAUUAUAAAGAACGAAUAAUAAUGCGACAAGAAAUACUACGAGCUGGACUCGAGGACUACAUGAAGGUAGGUGAACUUAAAGUCAUAUUAUGUUAAAGAUGUUUUUUUCAACUUUAAUUAAUAUUGUCAGACGAUAGAAGAAAGGGCAUCAAGUCAUGUUGAUCUGGGAAAAGAACUCGAUCACUACGACGAAAUGUGCAAGCUUGAUGCAAGUGAACUUGUCAAAGAAGGUACUCGAAAGAAUGGCAAAGAGUACCUAGAUCAGAAAGAGUUGCUGGACAGUGUUUGCAAACGGUUUGCUGGUUCAAAUUGUGACUUUCUCUGGUCUGACAUACUGACAAGGAUAUUCUAUCGCGACGAGUCUCGUUUGAAUGGGUACGUUGGUAUUUGAAUAUAUAAUCAAGACUGCAAUCAAAUUAAUCUUUACAGUAACAAACUCAAUUUUAAAUUUCGAAAUAUUUUAGAUUUGAAUUCUUAUCAUCGAUACGAAACUUUGUGUCAUAUUUGUUGUUUACCUUGGAUCAUCGCGACAAAGAGACCAAGAGUUCUUCCUUUGGUAAGUUCAUGUUGGGGGCUAAAGAAUUGAAAGUAAAAUCUUAUUGAAAAUAUCUUGUAGGACGACUGUUAAAUGAAACUUAUGCCAAGCAGGACAACAAACGAUUGAACGAUCGGUUACAAACCGCUGUCAAUGAGAAACAGGAAGCUUCGGCACAACAAGUGGCCUACUUCAACAAGUUGAAAGAACUGCAGGAAGAGGUCGUAAAGCUUCGAGAACAUGUACGUUUACACACAAUAAUAUGUCUUAAAUGAUGGCUUUCUAUCUUAAUAAUAGUAUUUGCAGAUCAAAAACCCGGAAUGUCCGCUUCCUCCAGAAACCACAAUUGAUGUAGCACCGCCCAAAGUAAGGGGAAGCACACCUGCCCAGUCUCCUGUUUCUAAAAAACAACCUCCAAAGCUAAAGACUUCUAUACCACCGCCGCCACCUUUACCUAAGGGUAAUAUUCCGCCACCUCCACCAGGACCUCCACCAUCAUUGAAGUCGUCUCAACCAGCGUCUUUAAAAGUUGCCGGACCUCCACCACCCCCGCCCAUAGCCGGUUUUAAAGGGGCAGGACCUCCACCACCUCCACCUUUAAGUGGACUAAAGGGACCUCCCGGACCACCCCCACCUCCAUCUGGGGGUAAGCUAUUUAAACCUACCGCAUCCUUGCCGAGUUAUUUCAUAGCCAAAAAGUCAGUCAUGCCUAAAAUGCCCAUGAGGAAAAUCGCACAAUGGGAUGAACUUACAGUAAGUAUAAUGUAACAAGUUUAGAGCGUUCUUUAUAUGAAACCAUUGUGAAUAAGUGAAAACGGAUCUUAAUUGGUCUACUAAAGACAAAUGUUUAGCUUAUACCAAGGAAUAUAAAGGACAACUCGAUCUGGACUACGUACCAAAAAACCGAAGACAAGUUCACAGACGAUGAAUUCUAUUCAACGCUGACUGAGAAGUUUGGACGACCAGAAACAAAGUCAAAAGGAGUCGUGUUCAAAGCCAAGAUCAGGGAACCUGUGGUGGUCAAAGACAACAAUAAGCUCAAGAAAUGGGGUGUGUUAUCUAUAAUUGAAGUAAAUUCUGCUAUCAGCAUCUACUGUAAUAUUACUUUUAGACAUUCUGAGCGGCCGAUUAAUAAAAGACUACGAAGCCUUUAAGAGAGCGUUGUUAUCUUUGGAUAUGAAGGUUUUAAACGAAGAUUUAGUCUAUGCCGUGGAAGAGAAGUUGCUGGAGCCAGAGUUGUUUAAGAAGUUGCGAGAAAAGCCGUUGACUGCAUUCAAGGAUGCCCCUGAAGGUGAAAAGGUAAGGUAGUGUAAGUGAAGAUAUUGUUGUUGUAGCUUCUUGCAUGUUUGUCUCACGUCAAAGACCUUCCCAAUCGUUUGAGAGCUAUUAAUAUGCUUUUGACAUUCCCAAAGUUGUCCAAGGAGUUGAAGAGCAACUUGUCCAUUAUCGCUGAAGCUUGUGAUGAAGUGCGACAUUCUCUGGGACUGGGUCACUUUGCCUCUCUUGUUUUAGCUUGUGGCAACUACUUGAUGAAGAACGAGAAGCAAAACAAGGAUUGGUACGGAUACACAAUGUCACUCUUAACCAAGGUAGGUAUUUUGUUGUGAAUGAAUUUAUACUUACUUUGCUUUGCAAAUUUGUACUUAAAAACAGCAAUGGUUUUAGUUGGUGGAAACAAGAGAUGUGACGAAUAAGAUGACACUCCUUGAUGCACUAGUGGUCUUGUUUGACAAGAAAACCAAUGGCCAAUUUACAGAGUUUGCCAUGAAAGACUUCUUCCACGUCCACAAAGCUAAACGAUUGGUGUUCAGCUUCGAAGUGGGGAGAGUGGAUGAGCUUCAGAAGAAGUUGAAAGUGUUGUCAACGUAUCUUUCCAAUUUUGUGAAACAGGACCCUAUGGAUAAGAUGGGAGGAACUUUGGAGCAAUUCUUACCAGCGAGUACAAACAUAAUGGAGACGUUGGUUGAGGUAAGCAACCACUAAUAAUACUCUGUCGUUCUGACGUUAAGUGUUGUAUUCUUUAUGGUAACUGAAUUAGCGACAUACUGAAAUUAUUGUUUCUAGUUGAAAAAGAGCGUAGAGGAUAAAGCCAGAGAUGUUGAGACCUUCUUCUCCUACGACUGCAAGAAGUACAAGAUAGACAACCUCUUCAAUGACAUAUCAAUAUUUGCAAUGCAAUACGAGGUAUGUUUAUAACUAACUAUUUAUGCAUACUAUUUUUAUCCCGCUUCAUAAAUCUACUUUUAGACGGCUUAUACUAUGAUGAAGAAUAAACCAGUCGAAACCAAACCUUUGGCCUCUCAAGCUGCGAAUGUGAUAAAGAAGGCAGGUCAGAAGAAGGCUGCCCUCAACCUUGCCAAUCUCAACAACGGCUGUUUGGACGAGUUGGAGAACGUUUUGGCGAACGCCAGGUCACGGAGGAUUGUUAAACGUGCAGGUGAAUACAUUUAUACGGUUUUGUGCACAAAAGUUUCGUUUUCUACCUACUUGUUUAAAAGAAAUAUAGAAUUUUGGGUAAUAAAACUCACGGUUUAGGACACGGACAACGUGAUUCAGACUUGUUUUCCCAGAUUUCUUCUGUUCUGCUAGAUUCGUCAAGUAUGAGUUCUAACAGAUUCGGUAACUCCAUCAACGGUGAAUCCAGAAUCUCACCGAACCACGAGAAAGAAAACCUUUUGCCCAGCGGCACCGACUCUACGUUUGGCUCCACCUUAAGUGUCGCUCAAACAGAAGACUCGGACAAAGAUUCUAUUCCUGACAUCGACGCCCUGGUGAGGCGAGUACAGUACCUCUGA
Messenger RNA from Bursaphelenchus okinawaensis, 4639 nucleotides. The record is from the annotation of a GenBank genome assembly. NCBI's taxonomy places the organism in Eukaryota, Metazoa, Nematoda, Chromadorea, Rhabditida, Aphelenchoididae.